CUCGUACUAUUUGUCUUUGUGCCAUCCUGUUCUCCUGCUGAACGUCCAAAGUUCUUAACCCCAGUGGCGUUCGGUUUGGAAGUGCCGAGAUAUACUCGGUGAUCGAAAACAACUUCGUGGACAGGAUAGCGGACAGUAUUUGUGUAGGCCAAAGGCGGGCCAAGGAUCAGGAUGAGAGGGUUAUGCUCUUCUUGUUGAUGAAGCAUGGCAAGCAGUUCACGGGCGACUUGGUGAGAGAAGUAAAGGCAGCGGUCAGGAAAAAACUCUCGCCACGGCAUGUGCCAAAAUUCAUCUUCGAAACACCUGAGAUACCGUGUACUGUCAACGGAAAAAAGGUCGAGCUUUCGGUUAAGCAGAUCGUUUCGGGGGAAAUAGUUAAGCCAUCGGGGACGCUCGCUAACCCACAAAGCCUACAAUACUACUACCGGUUCGCGAAAGAUGAAAAUUUGGUCAUAGAGCCGCAAACAAAACUAUAGUAUAUAGUCACGGUAGUCCCCG
This is a messenger RNA of Exophiala xenobiotica, 498 nucleotides long. RefSeq lists its product as uncharacterized. The transcript is spliced from 2 exons. Gene Ontology annotation, molecular function: acetoacetate-CoA ligase activity. NCBI's taxonomy places the organism in Eukaryota, Fungi, Ascomycota, Eurotiomycetes, Chaetothyriales, Herpotrichiellaceae. The record is from RefSeq and is a predicted model, not a curated record. Bases 183 to 476 code for a protein of 97 amino acids. Gene Ontology annotation, cellular component: cytosol.